This is a messenger RNA of Coccinella septempunctata (seven-spotted ladybird), 2756 nucleotides long. Its product is annotated as fibroblast growth factor receptor homolog 1-like. Gene Ontology annotation, cellular component: membrane; signaling receptor complex. The coding region runs from base 339 to 2372 and encodes 677 amino acids. NCBI's taxonomy places the organism in Eukaryota, Metazoa, Arthropoda, Insecta, Coleoptera, Coccinellidae. The record is from RefSeq and is a predicted model, not a curated record. Gene Ontology annotation, biological process: multicellular organism development; positive regulation of kinase activity; fibroblast growth factor receptor signaling pathway. Gene Ontology annotation, molecular function: ATP binding; fibroblast growth factor receptor activity. The transcript is spliced from 10 exons.
UGUAAAGUUAACAGCGCUGAGACGGUAAAGCACUGUCUUGCGACGUCGGUUCCAGCGCGAGAACUUUAAGUCAGCUCACUCGUCUUCGACCCGAUUGUAAGACAGUCUCAGCGAAGAGUUGCGUUCAAUAUACGCCCGCAUUUAUUCGAAAAGUGCGUCGAUGAUUCAAUAAAUCCACGCUUAUUGAAUUAAACUUGAUUCGACGAAAUUCUAAAUCAGUGUCGGUGCCAUCCUUGUGAACUAAUUUUAGAAGUGACUUGGGAUAAGCUUAUGUUUUUGAUUUGCGGUUGAUUUUCUGAUGGGGACAUUUUAACCACCGCCGCACCAGUUGACCAAAAAUGCUGAGACACCUAAUUUGGGCCCUUUUCGCCUUCAAGGUGAUAACCUUGGUCACCACCACGAACUCUUCGGAAACCGAAUCGCCUACCAUGGCGAACGAUAGCCAGGAAUCGCCACCGACUUUCGUCAACCCGAAGAGGAUGCAGAGGAUCUUGGUGAAACCGGCCGGAAACACUGUCAGCUUCAAAUGCAGGGUGAACGGAAAUCCCGCCCCUAAUAUAACCUGGCUCAAGGACGGCAAACCGCCAAGCAGGACCCUUGGCAAUUUGAAGUACGGACAAUUUCACCGAUCCUUGACUCUGGAAGACUUAGUUACCCAGGACGCCGGAAAGUAUACUUGUAAAGCUUGCAACAAACUGGGAUGCAUCAAUUUCACUUAUGAUCUCGACGUCGUAGAACGUCUGCCUCUGAAGCCGUACAUAGAAAUAGAUUAUCCAAAAAACAUAACAGGAGUUGUGAACACCACUGUUAACUUCACGUGUCCAAUAAUAGCAGAUCUUGAGCCGUACAUUCAGUGGAUUGCAAUCAGAGAUAACAGUACAGUAAAUCAGACGCAUAUGAAUGUUGAUGGCGAGGACAUUUAUGGCGUCGUUGUACAGAAAACUGGAGACACUCCCAGGGCCGACGUUCUUAUACUACCAAAUAUUACCUUCGAGGAUGAAGGGUGGUACGCAUGCGUGGCAGCUAAUAGCUUGGGUUCUACUUCGUCGCUUGGAUAUCUUCACGUCAUAGAACCUCCUGUACUUCCCAUGCUGAAUCCAUUCAUCAUCCUCAUGAUAUCUGUUUUCGCAGUCAUUUUUAUAAUAGGUUCUAUAGUUCUCUACUGCACUUAUAAGAAUCAUAGACAGAUGAGGAAACAGAUGGCAUUCGAAUCUGCUAGGGCCGCGGCUGUUACGCAAUGGACGAAGAAAGUCAUUAUCCAAAGGAUGCAAAAUAACAUCGACAAUAUUUCGGAACCAUUGCUCAUGCCAGUAGUGAAAAUCGAGAAACAAAAAUCUGAAAACAACAACUCAGGGGAUGGUUUGAUGGAAUACGAACUACCAAUGGAUUCUGAUUGGGAAAUACCAAGGGAAUUAUUGACCUUAGGAAAAAGUCUAGGCGAAGGUGCUUUUGGCAAAGUUGUGAAAGCUGAAGCGCAGGGUCUACUGAAGCCUGGUAUUCACUGUGUAGUCGCCGUCAAAAUGCUCAAAGAGGGACAUACAGAUAAUGAGAUGAUGGACCUGGUGUCAGAAAUGGAAAUGAUGAAGAUGAUUGGAAAACACAUAAACAUCAUUAAUCUCCUGGGAUGUUGUACACAAAAUGGACCCCUCUAUGUCAUUGUCGAGUUCGCCCCUCAUGGUAACCUCCGAGAUUUCCUCAGACAGCAUCGACCAUCCUCUGGAUACGAGCCAGCAAUUGGAAUGAUUGAGAAAGAGAAGAAAACACUUACUCAGAAGGAUCUGGUAUCUUUUGCCUAUCAGGUUGCAAAAGGGAUGGAAUACCUUGCCUCUCGAAGAUGCAUACACAGGGAUCUCGCUGCGAGGAACGUGUUGGUCAGCGAUGAUUACAUCUUGAAAAUAGCCGAUUUUGGUCUGGCCAGAGAUAUACAUUGCAACGAUUACUAUAGGAAAACAACAGAUGGUAGACUUCCAGUUAAAUGGAUGGCACCAGAGGCACUCUUCCAUAGAGUCUAUACGACUAAAUCUGACGUUUGGUCCUAUGGUAUUCUGCUCUGGGAGAUAAUGACUCUUGGAGGAACGCCGUACCCUUCUGUCCCAAGCGUGGAAAAACUAUUCCAGCUACUGAGGAACGGUCACAGAAUGGAGAAACCACCCUGUUGCUCUCUUGAAAUUUAUCUUCUGAUGAGAGAAUGCUGGAGCUAUCACCCAAAUGAGAGACCGACCUUUUCUGAACUAGUCGAUGACUUGGAUCGAAUUUUGACAUUUACAGCUAAUGAGGAGUAUCUCGACCUAGGGUUACCACAGCUAGAUACCCCUCCAUCUAGUCAAGAAUCUAGUUGUGAUGAGGAAGAAAGCAGCCCUUUCACUUCCUAAUUCACUGGAAAACUACGAACAACUUUUUGGUUGUUGAGGAGAAAUCGGAAAUGAUUGGCAAUCUCGAAGAAGGUGUCGAUCGAUAUUUUUUCAUGAACUCUGUGUUCCCAAUUCGCGAGGAUAUCGGAAUUAAUUUUGUACAUAGAUAUAACUCCUUAUAAAGGAAGUUUUUCAAUUUGCAGCUAGUUUAUAUUAAGCUUGAACAUUGGGCAUAAUCGUUUCGUAGAAAUGUUGGUUAUUUGUCAUAGGUCAUUGAUUAUAUGUGUGUAACUAGUCACGAUACAGUGUACUGUUUUUGAGUUGCGGCAAGGACUUUCUUUAAUGUAAGACUGUAUAUUGUUAGAGUAACGAUGUGUACAAAUAAAUUUGUGUAAGGAUUUUUUA